Messenger RNA from Rubroshorea leprosula, 2162 nucleotides. NCBI's taxonomy places the organism in Eukaryota, Viridiplantae, Streptophyta, Magnoliopsida, Malvales, Dipterocarpaceae. The record is from the annotation of a GenBank genome assembly.
ACUUUUUUUAGGGUUAUAAAUACAAUCACAAUUCAUUUCAGGAUGAGAAGUACAAAGAGAGAAGGGAAAGGAAGGAUUUUGAGCAAAAACCCAGAUGGAUUUGUCUUCCUUUUGGACGUCCCUAGGGACGUCCUUCGUCCUUUUUGUCAUUUUUAUGUUGCUUUUCACCUGGCUUUCGUCGAGGCCGGGUAACGCUGUAGUGUACUACCCAAAUCUGAUUCUGAAAGGUCUGUAUCCAGCUGACGGCAGGUCCUCCACUCGGAACCCGUUUGCGUGGAUUCAGGAAGCGUUGUCUUCUAGUGAGCAGGAUGUGGUUAAUAUGUCUGGAGUUGACACAGCCGUGUACUUUGUGUUCUUGAGCACAGUGCUUGGAAUUUUGGCUUUCUCUGGUGCAAUUCUGCUGCCGGUUCUUUUACCAGUGGCUGCAACUGAUAGGGCCAUAGUUGAUAGUUUGGUAAACUCAACGUCAAAUUCGACGUUAAAUGCAACUAUUAGUGGCACAAAGUCGAUGUUAAAUUCGACAAUCAAUGCGACUUUCAGUGAACUGGACAAGUUAUCGAUGGGAAAUGUCAAAGAAAAAAGCCCAAGGUUGUGGGCAUUCUUUAUAGCUACCUACUGGGUUUCUUUUGUCACAUAUUACUUGUUAUGGAAGGCUUAUAAACAUGUUGCUGAACUAAGAGCUAAUGCCUUAAUGUCUUCUAAAGUGAGACCUGAGCAAUUUGCUGUUCUUGUAAGAGACAUGCCAAAUCCCCCUACGGGUCAAAGCAGGAAACAACAGGUUGAUUCAUAUUUUAAAGCUAUCUAUCCCGAGAAAUUCUACAAAUCUCUGGUAGUCACAGACAACAGAAAGGUUAAUAGAAUCUGGAAAGAAUUGGAAGCUUACGAAAGGAAGCUUGCGCAUGCAGAAGCUAUAUAUGCAAAAUCAAAGAAGAAAAAAAAUGCAGAAGGAAAAGGAAUAAGACCAAAAAACAAAACUGGCUUUCUUGGUUUCACUGGCAAAAAUGUUGAUAGCAUAGAUUACUACAAUGAAAAGAUCAAUGAACUAACCACCAAAUUGAAAGCUGAACAAAAGCUUACUGUUCAGCAGAAGCAGCAAAGUUCUGCACUAGUUUUCUUCAACAGUCGGGUGACUGCAGCUUGUGCUAGUCAAAGUUUACAUGCACAGAUGGUCGAUAAUUGGAGUGUUAUAGAUGCUCCUGAGCCUCAACAACUUAUAUGGAACAAUCUGAAAAUCAAGUUCUUUCAGAGGCAAACACGACAGUAUGUUGUGUAUCUCAUCGUGUUUCUAACCAUAUCCUUUUACUUAAUUCCUAUAUCUUUUGUUUCUGCAUUAACAACACUUGCUAACCUGAAGAAACUUCUCCCAUUUUUAGAGCCAAUUCUCAAAUUCAAAACCAUUGAGACAGUAUUAGAAUCUUAUCUUCCCCAGUUUGUUCUGUACAUAUUCAUGCGUUUUUUACCCAAGUUUCUUUUGUUUCUCUCCAAAAUCGAAGGAAUUCCUUCUGAGAGCCAUGCAGUAAGGGCCGCAUCUGGGAAAUAUUUUUAUUUCAUUGUGGUGAAUGUUUUCAUUGGAAUUGCAAUUGGAGGAACUAUAAUCAGUACAAUCAAGAGAAUUGAGAAGAAUCCAAAUUCCGUUGUUACUAUACUGGCUGAAAGCCUCCCAGACCGCGCAACUUUCUUCCUCACCUAUGUGGCUCUGAACAUUUUUUUGGGCUUUGGACUUGAGCUUUCCCGAAUAGUUCCUCUAACCAUAUUUCACCUGAAGAAGAAGUAUUAUUGCAAAACCGAAGCUGAGAUAAAGGCAUCUUGGAUGCCUGGAGGUCUCAGCUAUGGAAAAAGAGUUCCUAGUGACAUGCUUGUGAUCACUAUAGUUCUCUGCUACUCAGUCAUGGCUCCCAUUAUCAUCCCAUUUGGAGUGCUUUAUUUUGGUUUAGGAUGGCUCGUUCUGCGUAAUCAGGUUCUCCUUCACUAUUUUUCUCUCCUCCUAUUACCAUUUUUGUCAAAUUUAAUUUUGUAUUAAGCAAAUAAGAAGAGCCUUCUCCCAAAAGAAUUGAAAACUUGCAACAAAUAUGGUUUUUGUAAAUUUAAUGUUGUGUUUAAGCAAAUAAGAAGAGCCUUCUCCCAAAAGAAUUGAAAACUUGCAACAAAUAUGGUUUUUGUAA